UGAGCUUUGAAAAGAUAACAACAGGUUUUAGAUUAUGGAUUUAUCUGGGAAGAAUAUUAUAGUUACCGGAGGUAAUGUUGGGAUAGGAAGACCUACAGCUCUGGAACUUGCCAGGUUGGGAGCUAAUGUUACUAUAAUUGGGAGAAAUGAGGCCACCUGCAGUGCAGCUGUUGAUGAGAUUACUGAAACUACUGGUAAUCAAAAAGUCGAGUUCAAGAUAGUUGAUCUGGCUUCGUUUUCUGCUAUACAGCAGUUUUCCAAUGAGUACAAAGCAGCUCAUACAAAAUUAGACAUGCUUGUAAACAAUGCUGGAGUUGUUAGACCUCCCAUCAAUAAAACAGAACAAGGAAUUGAAGCCACUACUGGUAUCAACUAUCUCGGACAUUUCUUCCUCACUCAUCUGCUAAAAGAUCUUCUGAUUCCUGUGAAAGGUAGAGUAGUGAUGGUGGCUUCUAAAGCAUAUGAGUACUACGGAAUUACCCUGCAGAUGUUGGAAGGAGAAAACCCAGAACUUUUCAAACCAGUAGAAAAUUCUGAGAUUGAGCAGUAUUGCAAAAGCAAUAUUGCACGUGUGCUUUUUGCGCGUGAGCUUGUUAAGCGCUACCCUGAGCUCACCUGUGCUUCUUUACACCCUGGCACUAUAGAUACCGAGGUCUAUCGCUCAUCUGGUAAACUUUACCUCUGUAUUGCUUCCUGUAUGAGAAAAUACUGGAAAACUCCUGAGCAAGGUGCGCAGACAAGUAUUUACUGCGCUACAGCUGAUUUGGGCGAAGGGAAUGGAUGUUAUUUUGUGAAUUCGGAGUUGCGAGCUUUUAAUGAGAAGCAGAUUGAUGAAGAUGUACAGUUGAAGUUAUGGGAGGUCAGCAUGAAGGUUGUUGAGGAGUUUCUGGAAUCCAAGGAUACAUCAUAGAUUGUUUCUAUUUCUUACAGACUGUACCAGAUUGCCUCAAGGGUUGAAAAUCUUUGGUAAAUGUUGCAGGAUUAGCUUGUAAUUUAUUCAAUACUGUGUAAUUAAUAUUUAUAUCUAAUCGUGAUGUUUUAUACCACAUUUAUAUUAUAAUUUGUAUGUGAUUACAAUAGAAUUCAGA
Molecule: messenger RNA, 1088 nt
Organism: Bolinopsis microptera
Lineage: Eukaryota; Metazoa; Ctenophora; Tentaculata; Lobata; Bolinopsidae
Product: retinol dehydrogenase 11-like
Exons: 2
Coding region: 35-910 (291 amino acids)
Source: RefSeq, a predicted model, not a curated record